CAGGCGACAUGUGGAACUGUGCGGGGGUCUGCGGGGCGAGUCCGUGUGACCAGCAGCGAUUUCAGAAGCGCUCGUCGACAGUCAGGCUCAGCGGUGACAGAGUCUGAGCGACGGUUCUCCACAGCAACGAGGGAGAGAAUGUAAAUAGAGGAUUUUGUUUCUACUUGUCGGUACAACGCAGCAGAAAGACAAGAAGGAGAAGACGAAGAAAAGUCACUCACAAAGAUUUUGUCAUGAAGAAGGACAUAGAUGCAUUGAUAGCAGAGGAACGCACUGAAAUCAUCUCUAAAUAUGACAAGGGCAGGCAGGACGGUGUCAAAAUUGACCCAUGGGAAGAUGCUGACUACAGCAUCUUUAAGGUCACUGACCGCUUCGGCUUCCUGCAUGAAGAAGAACUGCCAACACCCAGUGCGCUCGAAGAGAAGCAAAAGCACCAGGAGAUUGAGCGAGUGGAGAAAUGGCUGAAGAUGGUGAAGAACUGGGAAAAGUACAAGAACAGUGAAAAGUUGGCCAAGCGUGUGUAUAAAGGCAUUCCUCUGCAGCUGAGAGGCCAGGCGUGGGCCUUGCUUUUGGACAUAGACAAAGUCAAAGGGGAUAACCAGGGCAAAUAUGAGAAAAUGAAGCAGCAGGCUCGAAACUUCUCCACAGAGAUCAAGCAAAUCGACUUGGACGUCAACAGAACCUUUAGGAACCACAUUAUGUUCAUGGACCGCUUUGGAGUCAAGCAACAAGAGCUGUUUUACAUACUAGCAGCUUACUCCGUCUACAACACGGAGGUCAGUUACUGCCAGGGGAUGAGUCAGAUCGCUGCCAUCUUGCUCAUGUACCUGAAUGAAGAAGAUGCUUUCUGGGCUCUGUCCCAGCUCCUCACCAACAACAAGCACGCCAUGCAUGGCUUCUUCAUCCCAGGAUUUCCCAAGCUGCAUCGUUUCCAGGUCCAUCAUGAUCUGAUCCUCUCUAAAAUGCUGCCUAAGCUAAAGAAACACCUGGAAAAGGAGCAGAUGACAACAGGGAUUUACACUACCAAAUGGUUUCUACAGUGCUUCAUUGACAGAAGCCCUUUCACCCUCACUCUGCGUUUAUGGGACAUUUACUUACUGGAGGGGGAGAAGGUGCUCACGGCCAUGGCGUACACGACCCUCAAGUUACACAAGAAGCGUCUGCAGAAGUUUCCGCUGGAGGACCUGAGGGAGUUUCUCCAGGAGCAGCUGUCUACUUCUUUCUUCCUGCCUGAUGAUGCGGUGAUUGAACAGUUACAGGCUGCUAUGUCUGAGCUACGCGGUAAAAAGCUGGACAUUUCUCCUGCAGCUAAGUCAGAUGAGCUACCAAAGAAACCUCUGGGACAAGAGAGACCUGUUCUCCUGAUGCCACUGCAGCUGGAGGUCAAAGUGAAUCUGCAGCCCCCAAGCCAGCCAGACGCAGAGACCCAGCCAACAGACAGCAGCGACCUACACCAGGCCCCUCGUCCUGAGGAGCCACAGGAUUCAGGAAGCAUCUCCAGGGCAAACACGCCUUCGUUGCAUUCACAAGAUCCAGUUGUAGUUCACACACCUUCCCCACCUGUGAAGCCUGUUAGAGCACCACCUUUACCUCCAAAAGCAAGGGUUGGGAUGGACAGAGGUGUGAGCCAGUCGCUCCUGCUGAGUAGCCAGACUGAGGACACAGGAGGACUGAAGAGCCAGCCUGGAGACCCAGAGGCCCAGGAAGCGCCUGUAGAAUGGCCUCCACCCUAUGAACUCCCUGCUCUGGAAACUAUUACGCAGACAGAAGAAGAAAUCAUGCACCUUCCAGAUCUGCCACCUCCACCUUUAUUUUACCCUGAGCAGAUUGACCAAAGGCACCUGGAUAAUGAAUUAUCCUGUACAGGAAAUGGAAGUGGUCCAGUGAUCCGGUGCCACUCUCCUUCUCCUCGCUCCGAUUCACCACAGGUUGCUCAAAUGAAGCUCUUUCCAAAACCAAGCAGGAGUUUUGAUACUGCACAGAAAAAAUCUCCUCCCUCAAAGCCGUCCCCUCCUUGUGCUUUGUCCUCCUCUUCCUCUUCCUCUCCCAGACUUCCUCCCCCUAAGCCGACCAAGUUCCCAGUCUCCCUCUAUGUCCCUGUGCAUGCAGGCGACCGGCGACCAUCCAACACCUCUCAAUACGACAACCUGUCUGAGGUUGAUGAGGAUGAUCGCUAUGUGGAGAGGCUGCUGGCCUCCACUCCUGAGGAAAUAACCAGCAUGCAUAGCAGUCGUCCACAUAUAAUAAACAGAGACUAUGACCCUGCCGUCUACCCUGUGCCUCCGCCGCCCGUCUUCAUCCCUUCGUCACCUUCUUCUGUUCCCCCCUCCUUAUGUGCUCUCCGUAGUUUGCCACAGGAACCUGAAUAUGAAGGUGAGAACAGCUGGGUGGAGGACUCCAUCGUCAUUCCUCCUCCUCCACCUAAUUUUGCCGACAGACUCUCUCCCUUCCAAUGUAGCUCUGCCAGCAGUUCAGACACACACAGAGCCACCUCGCCCAGUUACUCUAAGCCUUUCGCUAGGGGCCCCAGGGACCAUUCUGCCUUCCCAGCACCUCUCUUGUACACCGGGUCUCCACCGAGUCAUUCCAGGCCCUCAGGACAGUCUGCAGUAGGGGCACCUUUGGUUCGAACCAGCCCAGACUUUUGCAGAAUGCCUCCAGGUGGACAGCAGCUGCCCAAAUCAGUGACCUUUUGAAAGUCUCAAGUAUGAUACGAGAGUGAUUGUUUUCUCCCUAAACUCUGUUAAUGCUUGAUCCAUUUUCAAAUGCAAUUUAAGGUAAAAAUGGCCAGUAGCUAUUCAGUGUGUGUUUGUGUGUGUCUGAAAAGCCUUUUUUUUCCAUUGAUAUUUACAGAUUUAUGUGAUAUUUGCACCUUUUUGUGAAAGUGUGAAACUUGUAUUUAAAACUGCUGUUACUUUUUUUUGCUGCCUAGAAACUGAGGGUAUUAUGUUAUCUCCUCUCGUCAUGAGACUUUUACACAGCAACGAGAUGAUCUAAUACCAGCUUCCCAUUUCUUCAUCUGAAAAGUUAGUUUCAGUUAUGUUCCAACAAAGUGUCUUAACCUGAUCAUGGAGCACUGAGUGAAGCAACUCUUAACUCAAGGGCUUUUGUGGCUGCAGCGCAACGUCACUUUUGCCAAAGCACCCACAGCCUAUUCAUUUAUACUAC
Solea solea (common sole) is the source of this 3168-nucleotide messenger RNA. Its product is annotated as USP6 N-terminal-like protein. The record is from RefSeq and is a predicted model, not a curated record. Bases 234 to 2696 code for a protein of 820 amino acids. Lineage: Eukaryota; Metazoa; Chordata; Actinopteri; Pleuronectiformes; Soleidae. The transcript is spliced from 14 exons.